Messenger RNA from Etheostoma cragini (Arkansas darter), 2326 nucleotides. It is a transcript of the gene atp6ap1a, whose product is annotated as ATPase H+ transporting accessory protein 1a. Gene Ontology annotation, cellular component: proton-transporting V-type ATPase complex. The transcript is spliced from 8 exons. The record is from RefSeq and is a predicted model, not a curated record. NCBI's taxonomy places the organism in Eukaryota, Metazoa, Chordata, Actinopteri, Perciformes, Percidae. The coding region runs from base 92 to 1264 and encodes 390 amino acids.
GUGUACUCGUAUGUGAGAAGGAGGCAGAGAAGCAUCGUCUUCAUCUUCCUACUCCUCUAGUCCCAUGACGUCACUGCUCUGAGGAUUAAAGAUGGCGGCCAUAGGGACGUUGCUGCAGCUCCGCCGCUUCUCGGCGCCUUUGGUUCUGUUUCUGGCCGGGUUCGUCGUCUUAAACCCGGGACACUGCGAAGAGCAGGUUCCGCUGAUCCUGUGGACCAGUGAGAGGGUGUCCCUCCCCGCCCAGUCCCCCCCGGCGGCCGGUCACGUAGUGGGCCCCCAGCAGUUGGCUGGGUACCUGCAGAGAGCUCUGAGGGCCAGCCCCAAGAACGUUGUGCUGUUCCUGCAGGAUAAGCUAAUUAGUUGCUGUGUUUCAGACGAGCUGAUUGGUCAGGUGUUGAGCACCAUGAAGACGCAGUCCGUCCCGUACACGGCCAUCUACACGGCACUGCAGCCCUCCAAGGAGGCAGCAUCACUCUCGAUGGACAGCAGUCUGGGUGGAGGACGCUCCCUCCUGCAGGCCCGAGGACAUCGGGAGAGGGAGAGAGAACGGGAGAGGCAGCGGAAGAUGAAGGAGAAGGCUCAGAUCUACGCUCCCGUGGAGUUUAAGGAGGGGGAGGACACGUGUGUCUUGCUGUGGGCCAGAAGUCUGUCCGUGUCCAUCCUUCGCAGUGGACGCUGGGAGGACCACGACCUGACGUCCUCCACCUUCGGGGAGGGGGUCAGCCCCAAACUGCACGGCUCCAGCUGUGACAAAACAAGAGCCAGGUUGGUUCUUAAUUAUGAGAACGUCCUUGGCCACCGCAGUUUCAAACUGAUCUUUGCGAUGACUCAGCGUCUGUACAAGGUGUCCGCCCGCCGCUGGUUCACUCUAGACGCGUUGGAGCUGGAGUACGACGGGACCAAGGCCACGUUUAACGGCAGCAGGAGUGUGUACGCCCCGGCCGAGUACUCGUACCGCUGUGAGUCCGUCUCCAGCUUCCGGUGGCCGCUGCUCGUCCCUCGCUCCUCCAAAGACCCAGCCAAUCAGUGGAGGGUCUCCUUCCAAGACUUUCAGAUCCAGGGCUUUAACGUGAGCGGUAGCGAGUUCUCCUAUGCCAGUGACUGUGCAGGCUUCUUCUCGCCUGGGAUCUGGAUGGGUCUGAUGACCAGUCUGCUCAUGGUCCUGGUGCUCACCUACGGCCUGCACAUGAUCAUGCAGCUCCGCACGAUGGACCGCUUCGAUGACCCCAAGGGCCCGGCCAUCUCUGUGCCCCAAACAGAGUAACACCCCCCCACUUUCCCCGUCUCUCCUUUCUGUCCCUCAGUGCUUCUCCAACCCUUAUCUUGGUGUUCCUCUGUAAUAUUUAGUGGUGUUGUCAGUUGUAGGGUUAGUCAUCGCUCAACAAGUCUUAAAGCUGCCCUGCAUCCUUUAAGUCUCUUCUAACCUAAAAUAUUCAUCUAAAGAGAUAUUUCAGUUGUUUCCCAAAUUAGUUUUUUCAUCCAUACAAAGAUGGUUCCCAGACAUCGUGCAUGUCUUUGCUUAAACUUGCUAUAAUCGUUAUUUUUUAUUUAUUUAUUUCAGGUUUAUUUAACAGUGACAAUGCACACUAAUAAUACACAUAAAAUGUUAAAUGUGCCAGAAUUAGCAAAAGGCUAUUUUCCAUCUGCUGUCCCUGGACAGGUCGUACAAUAUCACACCUAAAAGAUAAUAAAAGUGAAUAGCAAUGUUUUAAUACUAUAUGAAAUUAAACCGCCACAAGAAAUGUGUUGUUGUGCAGCAGCAGCUGGUUUGAAAGUGUUGUUAACCUUAACUAAAGACGAACUGCAGCUAGUGUCCAGAGGAUUAUUGCCCCGAAUGAAAGGAGCACAGGGACAAAAAAUAACUUAUUAAAUUAGUUAUGAAAUGUUAUGUAUUGGUGAAACUAAUAUGUGUUUACAUUUGUUUUUGUCUGUGAAUAAAAAAGUGAAAUGAAGGGAUUAUAUUUUCUGUGUGAUGACAGAUCAUAUCCAUUUUAGUUAACUACAGUAUUCUUGAUCAAAAAAGAUAUUUCAGAUUAUCCAUUCUAUAAAUGCAAGACAUGAAAUAACCACUAAAGAAAUGUCUAGUUUGGGAACAAUCUGGAUGGUUUUUCCGCACAUGAACAUGAGUAACUGUUCUUCCACUUGUUUUAUUGUCAUAACAUCAACACUGUAUUUAUUACUCAAGUCUUUCUACAACAGAUGUGUAAGUGGACUUAAAAAGGAUUAAUGUGAAAUUAGUUUGGUUUAUUUUGAUGAUUUGAAGUGAAUAGAAAUGUAGUCCUGUGUCGUGCUGCUGUGACCCCAAUAAAACAUCUGUGUCAAUUAA